AUGCCUAGAUGCGGCAUAUUCAGCUUGCCGGGAGGCUGCCGGAAUACUCUCUUCCAAAAUAUCUCCUGGAGUCAGAGGCCCUCACUUAGAAUACCUGUCAAUUAUUCAAAGAUAACCACUUGCUCGUACCUGUCCAAAAAGGAAACAAGCAAAAGUGUCCGAAGCCAACAUGGAAGAAACCUUCACAAUAUCAAAGCGAGAGCCAUUUCGGCAACUAUGAGCGAUGCAAAAGUCUCUAACAUAACUGAAGAUGUUCCAUCACCUGUUCUUACACCUUACGUACCGCCAACUACUGGUCUUUUAUCAAAACUUCCAUCUCCUUGGGUACCAUAUGCCGAACUCAUCAGACUAGACAAGCCAGCAGGAACAUAUUACCUAUUCUUUCCAUGUCUCUUUUCAACUUUACUGGCGGCUCCAUUAACUGUCCCCAUGGUCUCACCACUUACCGUCGUGGGAACAUCUCUUUUAUUCUUCAGCGGUGCUUUGAUCAUGCGUGGUGCAGGAUGCACCAUCAAUGACCUCUGGGACCGAAACCUAGAUCCAAAUGUUACUCGAACCCGAUUACGUCCCAUUGCUCGAGGAGCCGUCUCUCCAUUCAAAGCCUUAGUCUUUACCGGAGGUCAACUUUUCGCUGGCCUCGCAAUCCUUCUUCAAUUUCCCUACCAAUGCUUCUUCUAUGCUACCCCAAGUUUACUUUUCGUGGCUGCGUAUCCGCUCGCUAAACGUGUCACUCAUUAUCCGCAAUUUGUCUUAGGAUUAACAUUCUCCUGGGGCGCAAUCAUGGGAUUUCCAGCUCUUGGAAUUGAUCUUCUCUCUGAUAGUGCUGCUUUGACAGCAACCGGAUUUCUAUAUGCCUCGAAUGUGGCAUGGACGGUUUUAUACGAUAUGAUAUAUGCGCAUAUGGAUAUCAAAGAUGAUGCCAAAGCAGGAAUCAAAAGUAUCGCAUUACGACAUGAUGCUCAAACCAAACAAAUCUUGACCGGACUCGCCAUAACUCAGAUUGGAUUAUUAACAGCAGCUGGUGUUGCUGUUGGAGCAGGACCAGUCUUUUUCGUUGGUGGAUGUGGUGGUGCUGCUGUCACUUUAGCCGUCAUGAUCAAAAAGGUCAACUUGAAGAGUGUGAAAGAUUGUUGGUGGUGGUUUGUUAACGGAUGUUUAAUAACUGGCGGUACGAUUUCUGCCGGGAUCGGAGGAGAUUAUCUUGUUCGAUACGUAGAGAGGGCUGAGAGCGAGGAGCCCGAAGUUGAAAAUGAACGAAGAAAAUCUUCUUUUACUCUAUAUGUAAUACUAGCAGCAUUAAACAACACCUCAUCUGCCCCUCCCCAAGUAUCAAAAACCCCUCCACCUAUUUCAUCCACAGAGCUAAGAACCCAUAAACUAGCUAUGACAAAGCCUUAUACUGAAGAUGAUAUUGCUGCAGCACUUUUUGCGAUUGCAGGAGGCAUGUCUAUGCGUAAGGCUUGCUCAGAAUAUGGUAUUCCCCGCACCACUUUACACAACCGUAUAAAUGGCCACCUUUCACAUAAAAAAGGUGCACAAAACCUACAGAAGAUAGCUCCUGUGCAGGAGAGAGCUCUAGCAAAUUGGAUUUUAGUACAGGAAGCCCUAGGAACUAGCCCUACCCAUCGUCAAAUACGAGAAUUAGGAGAGUCCAUUCUCAACCUCGAAGGAGGUGAUUUAUCUCUUGGCAAGCGAUGGAUACAUAGUUUUUUGGAAAGAAACCCAGAGAUUAAGACUAAAAGGCAAUAUAAAAUCGAUAAUGCCCGUAUCAAUGGUGCAACUACCGAAAUUAUAAGCAAGUUCUUUGAAAAGUUGGAUUUACCAGCAAUUAAGUAUAUCAAGCCCGAAAACAGAUGGAAUAUGGAUGAAGCUGGUAUAAUGGAAGGCCAAGGUCUCAAUGGUAUGGUACUUGGGAGUUCAAAGCGACGUUUUAUUCAGAAAAAGCAACCCGGUUCAAGAACGUGGACCUCUUUUAUUGAGUGUAUCUCAGCUACGGGAAGAGCACUUUUACCUUUGGUUAUAUUCAAAGGUAAAACACUUCAACAACAAUGGUUUCCCAUUAAACUUGAUAACUAUGAAGGGUGGGAGUUCACUGCUACAGAUAAUGGGUGGACUACGGAUUCUACAGGUUUGGAAUGGCUAAAAGAGGUGUUUAUACCACAAUCAGCACCAACUCGACCGAAAGAAGCAAGACUCCUUGUUUUGGAUGGGCAUGGAAGCCAUGAAACCACUCAAUUUAUGCUUGAAUGCUUCAAGAAUAAUAUACACCUCUUAUUUUUACCACCCCAUACAUCGCAUGUACUACAACCUCUUGAUUUAUCAAUAUUUUCACCUCUGAAAAAAGAAUAUCGAUACCACCUCAAUACUCUCGAUUCAUUGACGGAUUCUACUCCCAUUGGCAAAAGAAACUUUCUUGCCUGCUAUCAGAAUGCUAGAUUAAAAGCUUUAACACUUCGAAAUAUCACUUCUGGGUGGAAGGCUUCAGGUUUAUGGCCUCAAAACCGCGCUAAACCUCUUUUGUCCAGAUUAUUGCUCGAAAACAGUAAUCAAGAGGUUGUAUAUCAAAAUCCUGUUUCAGAUGAUGAUCCCGAGCUUCAAUGGAAUAUACAUUCAUCUUUUAUUGCAUGGAAAACCCCUCAAAAAGGAAGUGAUAUUCGAAAAUAUGCUGAUAUAAUGGAGAAAGUUGAUGAGACCGAUAUUCCAACUCGCCGGCUGCUUUUUCGAAAGAUUCAAAAAGGAUUUGAUGCUAAGGACUAUGAACUUGUACAGUCCAAGAAACGAAUAAAGCAAUUGGAGCAAAAAUUAGAAGAGAUUAUACCUAAAAAAAGAAGGAUGGUAAAAACUAGUCCAAAUUCGAGGUUUGCAGGGAUAGAAGCUAUAUAUCAAGCUCAAAUUGAAGCUGGUGAUCGGGAAAUUGAGAUAAAAGACUCUGAUAGUGGUCCAAAAGAGGGGUGGUCCGAAAGUGGGGUACUCAACUUUGCUGGAUAUCACAAAUCCCAUUCCUAUAUCAUUCCAUAA
Molecule: messenger RNA, 3018 nt
Organism: Sclerotinia sclerotiorum 1980 UF-70
Lineage: Eukaryota; Fungi; Ascomycota; Leotiomycetes; Helotiales; Sclerotiniaceae
Exons: 4
Coding region: 1-3018 (1005 amino acids)
Biological process (GO): ubiquinone biosynthetic process
Cellular component (GO): mitochondrial inner membrane
Molecular function (GO): 4-hydroxybenzoate polyprenyltransferase activity; DNA binding
Source: RefSeq, a predicted model, not a curated record